AUGCGUUACAAUGCAUUAUCGAAAUGGCUGAGCGACGAUAGAAAUCUACAACUAGACUCCGACAAAAUAGUUACGGCAUGGAAAACGUAUGUGGAACAACUGUUUACACUGAGCAUUGAUGAUGCUGGCCCUUCUAUUGUAAAAUCGGAAAUGGAGAAAGCUAUAAAGGGUCUUAAAAACAACAACAGACCAGAGGAACGUAUUCAGCGGAUAGACGUGAAUAUGAUGAGGCCAGAAAGUUUUGUUGAGGAACUGCAAAUAAUCAUUAUGGAAACCGCCGAGAUGAGAGGAGUACGCGAACAGAGAGAUUUGACAAGUGAAUGGAAGCAGAGUUUGGAAGAAGUAAAAGAGAUUAGAAGAGAAAAUGAAGUAAUGAAAACUAAAAUCAGGGUGCUAGAAUAUAAACUUAAAACUAUGGAAAAGAAAGAACGUCGAAAUAACAUUAUUGUCACCGGAUUUGACACUGCAAGAGAUACUAAAGAGCUAAAAGAAGAUAUAGAGAAUCAGUUGCAAACUUUUCUUGGAGCAAAGUGUGAAAUAAAAGAGAUAACGAAACUGAAUAAGAGAAUGUGCAAGUUAGAAUUGGGUACAUAUGGUGAUAAAGCAGACAUAAUGAAAAAUAAGAACAAGUUUAGACAUAUUAAAGGAAGAAAACUUUUUAUUGAUGAUGACUAUACGAUCCAAGAAAGAGAUAUUCAAAAACAACUAAGAGAAUAUGCAAAUGAACAGAGACAAAAAGGUAAUGUUGUAAAAUUUAAAUACCAGAAGAUCAUUAUAAACGAUGAAAUAUGGAAAUGGAAUAUGGAAACUGGCACAAUUGAAAAAGAGAGCAACAGAGCUAAUCCAAAAAAUAAGUCUAACUUGACGGGAAGAACCGCAAAAGACAUUACAGAACUUUAUGUGGAGCUUGAGGAAAAUGCGAAAGAAAUAGAGCUAGCCGUCAACGUAGAUAAAACUAAAGCCCUAAUACAAGCAAGAAAACAACGAAGCUUACAUAAUUUGACAAUAAACGACGCUAACAUUGAACUAGUAAAACAGCUCACAUAG
Messenger RNA from Diabrotica virgifera virgifera (western corn rootworm), 1047 nucleotides. RefSeq lists its product as uncharacterized. The transcript is spliced from 4 exons. NCBI's taxonomy places the organism in Eukaryota, Metazoa, Arthropoda, Insecta, Coleoptera, Chrysomelidae. The record is from RefSeq and is a predicted model, not a curated record. The coding region runs from base 1 to 1047 and encodes 348 amino acids.